CAUUUGGGGGGUAUCUGUACUGUCCUGACAUUUGGGGGAUAUCUGUACUGUCCUGACAUUUGGGGGGAUAUCUGUACUGUCCUGACAUUUGGGGGAUAUCUGUACUGUUCUGACAUUUGGGGGAUAUCUGUACUGUCCUGACAUUUGGGGGAUAUCUGUACUGUUCUGACAUUUGGGGGAUAUCUGUACUGUCCUGACAUUUGGGGGAUAUCUGUACUGUUCUGACAU
Molecule: messenger RNA, 228 nt
Organism: Staurois parvus
Lineage: Eukaryota; Metazoa; Chordata; Amphibia; Anura; Ranidae
Source: the annotation of a GenBank genome assembly